Messenger RNA from Quercus robur (English oak), 1667 nucleotides. Its product is annotated as receptor-like serine/threonine-protein kinase ALE2. The record is from RefSeq and is a predicted model, not a curated record. The transcript is spliced from 5 exons. Bases 1094 to 1552 code for a protein of 152 amino acids. NCBI's taxonomy places the organism in Eukaryota, Viridiplantae, Streptophyta, Magnoliopsida, Fagales, Fagaceae.
UGCCUGCUUUUGCCAAAUUGCGGAAUAUUUAUAUGUGUGUGUGUGUGCAUGUAGAAUUGUUUUUUGGCAUCACCUUAUGCACCUUAAACAUUGCUUGAGGCACUCACCCAAGCACUAAAGGGUGUGUAGGUAUAUAUGUGUGAGUGUAUUGGGAAUUUGUUUUAGGCAUUGCCUCAUGCACAUUAAAGGGUGCCUGGGCAUUAGGUGAACAUCUCACUAAAGGUGCCUUGCCUAGACUCUGAAGGUGAGCACCUCACUAAAGCCUCCUAGCUUCAGAGCUUUUGGAGGUGACCUUAGUGGCAGCUCAUCUCACCUGAGCACGUAGCUUACUUUGGACCACACUGGCUUUAGCUAUCAAAUCAAGUUAUAUUGCUCAAGCCCAACAUAAUACACCAAUUAGAAGAAAUUUCUUGCUCAUUUGCUUAUCCUGAUACAAAGAAACACUCUAUAAGCAUUUUUUUUCAUCUACUUAUCAUCUGAAUGCCUUACAUAUCUCCUUUUGUUAACAUCUCUUGAGAACAUAUAAUUCAAAUUUGUUUACCCUCUUUCUUUCCUUUGAGUGCCUCACUAGUGCAUUCAAUGUAAAAUUUAUGUGGCCACUUAAUGCAAUGCAUCAUUUAGUAAUAGUUUAGAUCCAUUCUAGCUUUUAUUGAUAACUGUCCAUGAAUAUCUUCAGUUGUGCUCAACAUAUGAUGUUCCUUCUUGCAGAAAGGUCAAUUUCAAUGGGUGUGUCAUUUGCUGCAUCAAAACCACCCAAAACAUAGCCCUCUUUGGGACCAUCCACUGCCCCUGGACCUUCUCCACUUUACCAAGGUCCUAGCAGUAAUCCCUCACCAAUAAGUGGUCAUCAUCGUCAUCAUCAGCAUGUUAAACCUGAUGCAAUUGCUCCAUCCCCUUCAAAAAACCAUGCUUGUGAUCAAAUUUGUAUAGAGCCACUUACUGCAACUCCCAUUGGUUCACCUUGUGGUUGUGUGUUUCCCAUGAAAGUCAAACUUCUUCUGGAUGUAGCCACUUUAUCUGUUUUUCCAGUAAUGAGGGAGAUAGAGAUUGAGAUCCGGAAAGCACCUAUUUGGAGCAAAGCUAUGUUAAAAUUAUGGGUGUUAUUGCUAAUAGUCAAAAUCAAGAAAGUACAGUUGUGGAUAUUAACUUGGUUCCACUGGGAGAGAAGUUUGAUAAUACUACUGCAGUACUGACAUCUGACAGAUUUUGGCAUAAGAAAGUGCCUCUAAAUUCAACUCUUUUUGGUAACUAUGGAGUGCUAUACAUUAGUUAUCCAGGGAUUCCUUCUUCACCACCUUAUGGGAGUUACAUUGGCAAUGGACCAACAGGAAGUGUUGGAGACCUCCCAAUCACAGCAAAUUUUAUCAACAAGAACCAGCAGAUGAACCUCAAAACCAUUGCCAUAAUAUCUUUGUCUGCAUUUGUGCUCGUAUUAGUUUUCAUUGGAGCAUUCUCUAUCUUUUUGAAGUGGAGGAAGGUUAGAAGACCAUCAAAUGCCGUUGGUCCAGCAUUUACACUCUCUACAAACAAAAGAUCUGCUCUUGCUCCAUAAAUUCUUCCUAAACACAAUCAAAUCUUGUAUCUUUAUCUUCAUAAAAAGGAAGAUUAUCAUGAUUCAACAUUAUGCCAAUAGAAAAAUUGGCAUAAUGCUGUUUGGGACUUCCUUU